Molecule: messenger RNA, 2884 nt
Organism: Morone saxatilis (striped sea-bass)
Lineage: Eukaryota; Metazoa; Chordata; Actinopteri; Moronidae
Gene: mak
Product: male germ cell-associated kinase
Exons: 15
Coding region: 417-2378 (653 amino acids)
Biological process (GO): intracellular signal transduction; intraciliary transport; cilium assembly
Cellular component (GO): nucleus; cilium; cytoplasm
Molecular function (GO): protein serine/threonine kinase activity; ATP binding
Source: RefSeq, a predicted model, not a curated record
CUUCGUCACGCGCACUCGCACGCGCGCCUUGUCGUAAGAGCUCGGUUUAGAUGCUACGUGGGUUUUAUCUGAAGAAACGUCGCGCUAUCAGCGGACCCAGACAAAGGAAACCGCAGGAAGGCAACUACACCCCAUAAUGGAUUGCAGAGGCAGAGUGUCGACCGCUGGCUGACCUGCAUCACUGGGAUCCGAUCUUUCUAACAAUGGAUCGGUUACAGCAAGAUGAGUUUUGAACCUCAAGAAUUGGUGAGCGUCGUCACAUACUGGCCAACUGAAAGUCCUUCCUCCUGGGAAAAGGACAACUGAGCAGGUGAAACAAAGACAUUCCUUCAGCAGAAGAGGACAGGAAACAGGAAAGACAUUUGAUCAAUGAAUCAGCGCUGUGUUUCCACAACUUGUUUUAAGAAUAAGGAGAGAUGAUGAAUCGCUACACCACCCUAAAGCAGCUGGGUGAUGGCACCUAUGGCAGUGUGCUGAUGGGGAGAAGCAACGAGUCUGGAGAACUGGUGGCAAUCAAGAGAAUGAAGAGGAAGUUUUAUUCAUGGGAAGAAUGUAUGAACCUAAGGGAGGUGAAGUCACUGAAGAAGCUGAACCAUGCGAAUGUGGUAAAACUGAAGGAGGUAAUCAGAGAGAACGAUCACCUCUACUUUGUCUUUGAGUAUAUGAAGGAGAACCUCUACCAGCUUAUGAAGGACAGAGAGAAUAAGAUGUUCUCAGAGAAUGAAAUUAGGAACAUCAUGUUUCAAGUGCUUUCUGGGUUGGUUUUUGUACAUAAGCAUGGAUUCUUUCAUCGAGACAUGAAGCCAGAGAAUCUGCUAUGCAUGGGUCCAGAACUGGUCAAAAUUGCAGAUUUUGGACUGGCCAGAGAGAUCCGCUCCAAACCUCCCUACACAGACUAUGUAUCAACUAGAUGGUACCGGGCUCCAGAGGUUCUGCUCAGGUCGUCUACCUACAGCUCUCCUAUUGACCUGUGGGCAGUGGGCUGCAUCAUGGCUGAACUCUACACUCUCAGGCCUCUUUUCCCUGGGAACAGUGAAGUGGAUGAGAUCUUUAAGAUCUGCCAAGUUCUUGGCACUGUCAAAAAGACGGAUUGGCCAGAGGGCUACCAACUAGCUGCUGCUAUGAACUUUCGCUUCCCCCAAUGUGUGCCGACCCACCUAAAGACCCUCAUCCCAAAUGCCAGCAAUGAGGCUAUCGCCCUGAUGAAGGACCUGCUCCAGUGGGACCCCAAAAAAAGACCCACUGCUGUACAGUCCUUGCGUUACCCGUACUUCCAGGUAGGACAGAUCUUAGGACCUCGUCCUCAGAGCCAGGAGGUUAAGAAGGUCCAGGCCAGGCCACUGGCCCAGAAGCAGGCCUCGGAGCCCAAGACUGAUCCCCAGCAGUCUUCUUCUGAGUCCAAAGCCUCCACAUCCUCCAGAAACCAACAGCAGCAGGAACAUCAUCAGCCUCUUCAGCAGAUCCCCCUUCCCCAAACAGAGAGUAAACCAGCAGGCCUCAGCCAUGCAAAAGCAGCAUCGCUGGGCAGUGAGAACACCAUCGGUGGUGGUGGGAUGGGGGCGGUGAAGAGUGGCCGUCGUCGCUGGGGCCAGACCGUGGCCAAGACCUCGGACAGCUGGGAGGAAUUUGACCCGACAGAAACUGCUGCCUCCAACUCCAAGAAACCUAGUCUGGGGAACACGGAGGAGGAGGGGAACCCUAAGGAGCCCCGCCCACAGCCCAAGGAGCAGAAACCGCUGUACUCCUUCAGCACAGUUACUAAGUUACCCAACAAUGUUAAGAUUGGCCAAAUGGACUCCAGUCUCCCAGGAUCUGCUGCACGACAGCACUAUCUGAGCCAGUCACGGUACUUGCCAGGGUUGAUUGGCAAGAAUCAGACAUCUGGAGAUAAGGAGUUGAGUGGUAUGACGCUGCGGGACCUGUGGGAGAACUCCCCAAACACUGUAAAUAAACCACUUGCUCCUAUUGGAGGAGGAUUAUCUGUCACCAGAGCCAACGCAGGGAACUUUGUAAGCACCAAAUACAACCUCUCUGGUGCUUACAUGCCUUCAUUCCAAAAGAAAGAGGUGGGCUCGGUGGGACAGAGAAUCCAGCUUGCCCCUUUGGCUGGCCAGCACGCAAUCAAUCUUUCUUCUUCUCCUGAUAAUAAAAAAGACAAACCAAAAUCUGCAAAGGCCAAGCCCAUAUCCAACUCAUCUUUAAGUGAAACUAAUGAAGAUUACGAGGGCUGGAAGAGGAGAGCAGACAGGACUCAGAUGAAGGGGAGCAGCUACUCAGCCCUAGGGAAAACGUCUGGGAAUCUCCUGACCAGAGCUCCCGCUGUGCAGCCUGUCCACGGCAGGGUGGACUGGACCUCCAAAUAUGGUGGAAAUCGGUAGUUCAGAAAGAAGGUGGUACAGCUUCUACUGCUUGUUGGACUGCGUUGCUCAGUGGUACACAUCUUUGGCUAAGGAAGCUAACCCUAAGCAGACUUUUAACCAUACUCAAACCUGUUGUAGUAAUGUUACAAAAGAUGUACGUGACACAUCCCAGUCUUUUUAGGAGACAUUUUGUAUGCCACAAUGGCAUAGUUUUGUUACCAGAGAGCCUGAGACAUGUAUGAUCUAACUGUAAAUGUGUAUGGAGUGUAUGUUUGGAUGACUGUUGCCAUGAUACUGAACCAAGACUGAUACUGUCUGCACGACAAUCCCACUGUACUCCUGAAGGAUCCAGUGUGAGCCAAUUCAUUCUACUGUUAGUGUUGGGGUAUUCUGAGUAGGAUUUAAAUGUAACAUAGCUUUUCAUUUUUUUUACUCUAGUUUUUAUUGUCAUGUAUUGUUUUACUACUGAUGGCAAAGGAUAAACAGACAUAUUAACGGUUCCUGCAAUGCUAUAUUCCCUCUGC